This is a messenger RNA of Danaus plexippus (monarch butterfly), 7010 nucleotides long. RefSeq lists its product as uncharacterized. NCBI's taxonomy places the organism in Eukaryota, Metazoa, Arthropoda, Insecta, Lepidoptera, Nymphalidae. The record is from RefSeq and is a predicted model, not a curated record. The transcript is spliced from 8 exons. The coding region runs from base 400 to 4707 and encodes 1435 amino acids.
UGUGCUCUGUAGUGUGAACAUUCUGUGGUGAUGUGAUGUGAAUUGUGAACCUGUGAUCGAGACGUCUGCAAUAUCACAAUAUGUCUGACUAUUUGGAAAUAUUUUUAGAAUAAGCGUACAUGAUACUAAAUAAUUAAAGGAUUCAUUUAAUGGUCGUCCAUGAUAUGGACAAUAUAUGACAAAGGUUUAAAAAAGAUCGAUAAGAAGGCGAGUUAUAGUGAAGAUAUGUGUUGUGGGCAAUUCGCCUUACUUGUGUAUAGUAGUUAUGCGCGUGACGGGCACCGAGCAGAGUGGUGCUUCGGUCUGAGCGCUCAUUGGACGAUAUAACGAUUCUCGCAUCGCCAGGGUCACCCUGUGCGACGCGUUUUUGUACAUAUUGUUACACUAUAGACAACAAAUAUGGAUCAGAGAGUGCAAUGCCCUGUGUGUACACUGUACCUACAUAGUGGAAUGUCCUUAGAGUCACAUCUGGACACACAUCCAAAAGAUCAAGUUAUAAAAGCAUUGUGCUGUCUCUCAAAGAGCAGCAGCAGUAGUAGCAGCAAUACCUUUAGUAGUAGAACACCUACCCCUUUGACCUCAGAGAGAUCUUACAGGAGUAGGUCAAGAACCCCUGCCACUGAUGAUAGUGGUAGAUGGGCGGCAUCACAUCGAAAUAAUGAAAAUGAAAGGUUCUGGAGGAGGACUCCGAGCCGAACCAAGUCUACACCAACAUCUAAUACCUCAAGAAAUGCAACACCAGAUCUUAGAAUUGGAAGUAUUACAUUUGAAAACACCUCAAACAACAAUUCUAGUCACUGUUCAGACUCUUAUACAGUGAAAUCUGAUAAAACUCAGACAUAUGGCUCUAAUGCACCAUCAUCAGACUUUGAUCAACCAUACCCAUUCUUUACUGAACAACAAGAUGAUCCUGAGAUAAAAUUUUCACGUAGUUCUGAGUACAGUCCGCAGAUUGAAAAUACAAGCAAUAUUUUUGGAUACAACAUGCCAAUAAUGGGGUCGGCCUCUAAAAUACCUUCUGCCAAUCCAAUAGCCUCCAGAAGGGGGAGUGAUUAUGUUAAAAUAGUGCCAAAAUCUGGUAAUAUACUAUUGAAGAGUAAUGUCGGAGGAAUGCCAUACCUGUCACCUGGGGGGAAACCAAUGCAUGUGGUAUUGCCUAAUACUCCAUCAUUCACACCGAAGACUUUGCAGAAUAAUUUGGUUAUGCCGGGUUCAUUACAAGGAUCAUCAACAAUCGACCCAAAAACUGUAACUUCAAAUUCUAGCCAGUAUAACCAAUUGACGUCUGACACAUUCACACAAAGCAGUACAGUUGUCACUCAGAAUUCACAAAUUAUUUAUAGGGAAAUGGUUCACAAUGUCGAUGGCAAGCCGUACAUUUCUAAUGUGCCGUCCGCAGGAGGUCAGGAAAAUGCCACAAAUGUAGCACAAUCUAGUUCAAUGUACCAAAACGUGAUGGUUGUUGACCAGUUUGGUAACACUUCGUGUAUGUACACGUCACCACAUUUAUUACCUAAAACAAAUAGUUCUUUUAAUGAAAAUUUAUCAUAUGUUCAAAAUGUGCCAGAAAAGUCUGUUCCUAAUGUAGUUAAUGAUGCAAAUAAGACACUUAUUAUCGAGGUAAGCCCAAUGUUACCACCAGAUACUUCUAGCAGCGCAAGUGUGAGUCCAAACUUGCAGCGGACAAAACCACAGUCUGCAAUUAAAAAAAAUGAGAGAGAAAAGUCAGAAUCAAAGAAUGAUACCUCCGGAUCGACUAAAGGUUUAAAAAUUCUAAGCAAUAUUAAGGUUGAAGUUCCUGUGCAGCACCACAAAAAUAUGCUCAACACUGUUAUGGAUCUUACGGGUUCCACGGAUUCUGACUAUCCCGAACCGUCGGUUACACCGGAGAAGAUAUUACCAGAUCUUGAUGAUAAUCCAAGUACGAACGAUGACUGUACUCAGCCUUCAAUUGCAAGCAUUGACAGUAUCGGUUCAAAUUCAUUUUCGGUCAUCAAAAAUUCGAGUAAUUCAUCGUUCAAGGAAAGUGUCAGUAAGCCGGGCAGCGUUGACAACAAAAUGGAUACUGAGUUCUCAGACAGUUGUCCCGUUCCUGAUCUGAUAUGCAAUGAGAAACCAUCGAUAUCACCUUGCAGCGAGCUAUCGGAACACGGGGAUAAUUCAACCGAUCGAACAUCCCCCAUGCCUAAGCCAGAAAGCAGCCAAUCAGUCAUCUCAGCCAGCACCACAGACACCGACAAAAAACCGUCUUGCAAAGCAAAAAACAACUUACUCAGAAUAAAUAACAUAUUCGUUAAAAAGCACAAAAAGGUCCUACAAAUUAAAAACGCAAAACUGUUUCCGCCCAAUCACAGCCAGAUUCAUGACACAAGAGAGUCGUCAUCAUCGAACAAAUCGCCAGAAAACUUUAGCAUCAAUAAAAUUCAUUCCGAAAACGGCAACGCGAAACCUGGUGGAAUCAUACAGAACAUUAGUAUCGAGAAGAUUAAAGCUAUUGAGGAGCAUCAGAACGAGUUCGACGCUAACACGGAGGAACAGUCUAUGGACAUUGAACCAGUGACACCGUCUAAUGUGAAUCACAGUCACUACACCACCACUGUCGACAUGGUGCAUGUGAAAGAGGAAGUGAAUUCCAGCAACGAUUUCAGCAAUGAAGAGAGGUCUUCCACCGAUAUCGCACCCAUGGAGACCUUGAGACCCAUAAACGUUAUCAACUACAGCAACAUGACAGGGGAUUUUGACGAGGAAUCAAAUCACAGGGAACUAUUGGAAUUGGAAGCAGCUUCAAAAAACAAACAAUUCGUCUCGAUGAUGAAUGAAAAUUACUUCGGCGACAACAUCUAUGCCGAUUACUUCACGCCGGAUCGCGUGGAAGCCUUCGACGCGGCCAAAGAGUCCAACUACGUGAAAGACAAUACAAAGGAUCCCAUGUACAUAUGGGGGGAACCGUCUCAGAAGGAGAGCGAAUUCGUGCUACCGAACUUUAUUCACGAGAGUUACAAGAUAGCUGAAAACGGGGUCGACUACAACGAUAUGGCCGGUGAUAACCAAGUGGAAGUCGACAGGUGUGAGAGGGACAGCAAGGCGGACGUGUUGAGUGAGGGGGAGCCGCCGCUGAACAUCUGCUCCGACGAGAGGAUGCCGCCGCGGGGCGAACUCAGCGGCCAGGAGAGCAACGGCGACAUGGAGUCUCCGUGGAACGGGAUGUAUUCGGGUGUGCCGCCCGCGGAGCCCUACGAUCUGAUGGCUCGCGAGAGCUGGGUGUCCGAUGCGUCCGAAGACGAAGCCAAUGAGAAGACUGAAAAUAUCGAGGAGGAAGUGCAUUUUACGAAGAUGAGGCAAUACAACUGUGCUCAAUGCAGUACAAAGUUUGCGACUCUGAAAGAGAUGAGAGCUCACAGGGCGAUCGCCCACGCCCUGCCCACGUGUUCCAGCGCGAAGACCUCGUACAGCCGUCUCAUGACCGCCCGCGCCAUUAAGAAGGAGGAGAAACCCGAUGAAUCUGUAUUAGCGGGCAAUCUCCUGACGUUGGAUUCCAAGGAGUCAAUGGCGACCACCAUGAUGAUGUACGAUUCCAUGAACGAAACGAAGCCGCAGAUCGAAAGACUGAUCAAGUCCGAGACCAAGAAGAGGCGGCGGGACUACGUCUGCCCCACGUGUAAGGAGGAUCAGCUCACGGAGGCCGGCUUCCACGCGCAUCUUAAGAUACAUCCCUUGGAAUGCCUCACGUGCGGGAAAUGCUUCUUCAGACGAGCGAACCUCGCUCUGCAUGCGAGAACCCAUACCGGGAUAAAGAAUUUUAAGUGUGAGAUCUGCGAGAAGCGUUUCCUCACUCGUCAGAAGCUGACGGAGCACCACAACGUCCACACCGGCCGCACUCCCGUCAAGUGCACCAUGUGCGACGACACCUUCAGGAGAUACUCCAACAUGGUACAGCACAGAGACAGACAUCACUUCAAAAAGAAGGCGAAGGUUCGAGAUUUCCUUUGCCAUUGCGGGGCGGUGUUCCACUCGAGGGCGAAGCUCCACUGGCACAAGGAGACUCACGAGGACAAGCCCAAGGCGUGCCUCUAUUGCAGCGACAAGUUCGUUCACGCGGCGUCGCUCACUCGCCAUGUGAGGAGGACACACAACGAGCACUUCAGCUCGCUGAGGAUCAAGGGCAAGCUGGAGAACGUGCCGUGUCCUGUCUGUAAACAGAUGUAUCUUCGAACAAACCUGCGAGCUCAUCUCCUGACUCAUAGCGGGAAGCGGCCGUACCACUGCAUCAUAUGCAACAAGGGCUUCACCACCAAGUGGAAUCUCAAGCUGCACAGGUGGACCCACCUGAGUCGAUCGGCGAAGCCCUACAAAUGUACUCUGUGCAAGGGAGCCUUCAUCAGGCACACGGAGUACAUCUCACACAUGAACGCUCACAAGUCAGUGCGCCCAUACACCUGCAACUACUGCGGCUGCCAGUUCAUCAGGAAAUACAACUGCCAGCGGCACGUGCGGGAACACGAGAUCGCUAAGAAGUACGUGUGCAAGGUGCCGGAGUGCGGUAAAUCAUUCCACAGGAGUUACUACCUGUCCGAACACAUGAAGGUUCACAGCGGCGCGCGGCCCUUCGCGUGCAACAUAUGCGGGAAGACGUCAAGCAACAAGUCGAACCACAACAAGCACGUUAAAAUACACCACGCCAGAGAACCGGUGGCCACGGAGGCUUAGGCCGGCUGUCUUAACACUGGCCCCGGUCUUGUGGGCAGCGACGACCUGCCCGUGUAAAUAUUAGUUAAAUUUUUUAAAAUUCUACCAUGUAAAUACAGGACCAAGGAUGUACUGCUGGGUGUAUACCACAUUUAGAUGCCUAUUCGUGUGCCGUUCAGGUAACUGUCCCACAUAUAUAACAAGUGUCGCACGAGAAUCACAAAACUGCUAAAUUAAUGGAUUAUCUUCUACAGUAUAAUCGAAAUUUUCUAAUAAAAAAUAGGUUGUGAACAGAAUACUAAUUCAGAAUAAACGAAUUUUCUCUGUAAAUAUUCUAGAUGAAUUUUUGUGGUAAUGUCAGUCAGGCAAUGUACAUAACUUAGUUAAAUUACUGAGGGCAUUCGGUGACGGUACCCCGCUUGUUGUGACUAUGUCUUUAUUUCUUGUUCUUUCAUAGCUUUAACGUUUGAGGGAGAUUCUGUAAUGAGUUUUGAAGGUAUUAAUGCAUUUUUUUUUUAAUUUAAACUACGCCUGAUGGAAUUCGACCGCAAAAUGUUUUAUUACAGAAUUUGCUCAAGCUUUAUCGGGAUUUUUGCUCAAAGCACCGUGUUUCUAUACAUUGACCGUCUCGGCAUUUUUCAUUCAGAUUUCGGAUACUUUAAUUAUUAUAAUUUAGUUUUAAAUUUUAUUUAUUAUUAUAUUUUAUUUUUAAUUAUUUAGUCUUAUUUUACUUAAUUUUUUUACUAGCCGAUGAACUUUUGAUAACAUUUGACAGUUUUUUCUUAAGUCUUCCGUAUGCUAAAUUAAUGUUUAUAUAAUCUGUGUCUAUUAUGUUGUGUGUUGACAGCAGUGAAAAUAUUUAACAUCUUUCAGAGUCGUAUGAAACAGAAUGUAUAAUAUAAAUUUAAUUUAUGCCUUUAUAUAUUUAUCUUUAUAUAAAAUUAAAAGCAAACAUUUGAAUUUGAGAGCCAGGUCUGAAGACAUGUUAUUGUGUUACUGAAUACUUUUCUGUAGUUGAAAAUACGAAAAAUAGCUUAUAGUGAAACAGUUCAAUAUUUAUAUGUACGGUAUGCUUUAAGAUUAUUUAAGUUGAGAUGCGCCAAGCGAAUUACAAAACAUGUUUUGUCAUCUUAACGGCCCGUAGUGAGUUAAUACAUUUACUCUUACCCCGAGUUCGCAUCGGCAAACUAGAAACGAACAGUUGGUAGUUCUUCAUUAAUACCUACUUUAAUACAGACAUGUGCUGAGAUUUAUGUGUGGAAUACUUGAAACUGUCUGUUUAGUUUGACCAUGGGAACUCGUCAUAAGGGACUGUCUAAUAUUGCGCACAGCGAACUAAACGAGACCAAACAUGUUUCUCAACAGAUGCCAAGAUAUUUUAUUGAGCUCGAAAACAAAUUAAUGUAUGAAAUGGGCUUUUUUAUAUGUAAAUGAAAUUAAAAUAUUCCAUAUUUUAAGUACAAAAAAACAAUGUAUCCCACCGGUGAUUCAGCUUGGCGUCGGGACUUGGAACGUGCAUAAUAAUAGUAUUUUUUGUUGUUGCCAUAUAUUUAGGCGACGUGUAAAAACGUACUCUAUAUUAAGUGCGUAAAGUUCAAUUUACUAUGAAAUUCUACUGUGAUUGAAAAUUUUUCGUAUUAGUUUAAAAAAAAAGGAUAUGAAUGUAACUGAUGUAUAAGCAAUCGUGCAAUCUUAGCCGUUUGUGGUUAUCGUUGUUAUGUAACGGACCGCGACUCUACCAAACGUAAAGAUUUUAUAAACUACCCUAAGAAAAUAUGACGCGACAGUGUUGCCAUCUCUUUCUAACACAUGACAAUUAGUAUUAAAAAAAAAGAGUCAAAAGAGUUCAGGAAUUUUAAUAUUCUUCCAUAGUUUAAAAGCUUUAUUUUGGUAGAGCGUUUGGUUUAUUUAUAUAUUUAUAUAUAUAUCUAUAUGUAUAUAUAGAUUGUUGUCUUUUAAUGAAUCACACCAGCUGUGUUCAUGAAUGUCGUAUUUUUAAUUUUUUCUGUAUUUUUUUUAACGUAAAACAAUGAUCUCGUAAUUUACAGCAAAAGUUUGAUUUUUUUUGUUAUUGUAGUUGAAUUAAAUAGCUUUAGAACGCGCUGGAGGGCUCUCGAUGUCGUAUCUGAUAGGUGUGUUAUCGCAUGGCCCGCUAAUAGCGUCCUUUACUCGGCUAUUAUAGUAAGAUCUUUAUUUAUUUUAAAGUAAUUUGUAAAUAUUACGGUAUAUUGUUUUGUAAUAUGUGGGUCGUGCACCAAAACACAGUUCAGCGGGGUUACUGAACUGGACAUUGUGUCUGCAAUAAAUUAAAAUAAGGUAAACGA